This is a messenger RNA of Sclerotinia borealis F-4128, 1068 nucleotides long. Lineage: Eukaryota; Fungi; Ascomycota; Leotiomycetes; Helotiales; Sclerotiniaceae. The record is from the annotation of a GenBank genome assembly.
AUGGCUUUCAGAAACAACCGUUAUGCUCCUGCAACCGAUCGUAAGGGCGUCGUGAUUCCUAUUGACCAUGUAAUCAAAGCCACCUAUCGGAACGUUAUUGAUGAUAUUGUUUACAGCUUUAAAUUCAAAUGUCGCCACUGCAGCAUUUUUAAGACGCAAGAUUGCUUCUCAAAGAACGAGAUUGCUCCCUACAAGAAUCAGCUUGCCCAAAAUCCGUCUAUGAAGCCGAAUGCGGUAGCUGCCCUUCUGAGAUGCCGCGGCUGCAAGGGUGAACAAGUGCAAGAGCUUCAGUGCGAAGGUCCAUGUGGCAACGUCAAGGUAUUGGAUCUCUUCAGCAAGGCUCAGAGAUCCAGAGGAAAUAAGUGGUGUAUGGAAUGUGUCCAUUGGAAGGAGGCUUACCAUCCUGAAGUCGAUCUUGCUCCUGCUCCAGGAAGUGAGUUAGGCCGGGAAGUCACGACAAAUGUUGCACCAGAAGAAACCACAGGCUCUUCUUAUGCUGCCAGUGUGAUUGCGUUGUCCCAAAAGACAGCAUCCCUUGCCAUCGGUAGUGCUUCCAAUAGUCGAAACGAAAACUACUCACAAUCCUCCAUGAGUAAUCCUUUUGAGGGCGCUCGUAGUGUGGACACGCCGGUCGAUUCCGUCGUUUGGACAACUCAAGACUCGAGGAGAAUUCGCCGCGUCGGUAAUCCUAUACAGUAUAAUGCAUAUGACGCCAAUGGAGUGCGUCACACUCAAAAGAAGACAAUGACUUCAACUUCCAUAGCAACAUCAACUAUUGGUGAAUCGAGCUCUUCUUCGGUUACCUGUGCCUCUCCUGCUCCUGUUGCCGCCGCCUCUCGCCUUAUCGCCACUGGCAAUCGUCCAGCCGCUCCCGCUUCUCCCCCUGCUGCACCAGCUGCCGCUCCUCAACCCGUUCGCGUGAUCACCAAUCAGAAUACCGGAUGGGCUAAACCCAUUGGUACUCGUACCAGACAACCGGCAGCCCACGAAACCAUUACGGAGUGGGCCCCCGAGUCUAAUACCCCCCACCGCAGAUCGACCUACGACUCCAGCGAUGAUGAGAUGUAA